AAACAUUCUGUGCCUGGGAGGAGACUCCCAGAGGGUGUAGAGCUGGAGGGAGCAGUCACUGGCCAUGCCAGUACUUACCACUGAUGCUGAGUCAGAAACAGGUAUCCCAAAAUCCCUUUCCAAUGAGCCUCCCUCAGAAACCAUGGAGGAAAUAGAGCACACAUGCCCACAGCCUCGACUGCGUUCCCCAGAGUCCCAGCCCAAGCUGCCUGGGGCGGGGCCUGCAGCCAUUGGUGGUUGGUGAAGCUACCACAGUAACAGUUAUCUGCAGCCCACCAGAAUUGCUGUGCUUUUAGGCCCUCCCAGGGUCCAGAUAACGGCCUUGCCCUCUGCACUGAAGAGACGUCAGAGUUUGUGAUUGGCCAGGCUGGUGUGUGUGAAAUACAGGAGAUGUCGUGCCACGCUUCCGAGUAUGACGUUCCUUUCAGCCCAGUACCCCAGGUGUGGACCCUGACUGCACCUGCCCCAUUUGCAGAUGAAACCAGCUGCCAGUGCCAAGCACCCCAUGAAAAACUGACCAUUGCUCAGGCUCGCUUAGGAACGCCAGUUGACAGGCCUGUCAGAGUGUAUGCAGAUGGAAUAUUUGACCUCUUUCAUUCAGGUCAUGCAAGGGCACUUAUGCAAGCAAAAACACUGUUUCCCAACAGCUACUUGUUGGUAGGAGUUUGCAGUGAUGAUCUUACCCACAAAUUCAAAGGUUUUACCGUGAUGAAUGAAGCAGAGAGAUAUGAAGCUCUCAGACACUGUCGCUACGUGGAUGAAGUCAUCAGAGAUGCUCCGUGGACUCUCACGCCAGAGUUUCUGGAAAAACACAAGAUUGACUUUGUGGCUCAUGAUGACAUCCCAUACUCUUCUGCCGGCUCGGAUGACGUUUACAAGCAUAUAAAGGAAGCAGGAAUGUUUGUUCCAACGCAGAGAACAGAAGGCAUCUCCACAUCAGAUAUCAUCACUAGAAUCGUCCGUGACUAUGAUGUUUAUGCCCGACGCAACCUCCAGAGAGGGUACACAGCCAAGGAACUGAAUGUCAGCUUUAUAAAUGAAAAGAAGUACCGUUUCCAGAACCAAGUGGACAAGAUGAAAGAAAAAGUCAAGAACGUGGAGGAAAGGUCAAAGGAAUUUGUUAACCGAGUGGAAGAAAAGAGCCAUGAUCUAAUUCAAAAGUGGGAAGAGAAGUCGAGGGAAUUCAUUGGCAACUUCCUAGAACUGUUUGGCCCUGAUGGAGCAUGGAAACAGAUGUUCCAGGAGAGGAGUAGCCGGAUGCUACAGGCCUUAUCCCCGAAGCAGAGUCCUGUGAGCAGCCCAACCAGGAGCCGGUCCCCUUCCCGCUCCCCAUCACCCACCUUCUCCUGGCUCCCGAGCAAAACCUCACCCCCGUCCUCGCCCAAAGCUGCCUCAGCCUCCAUCAGCAGCAUGAGUGAGGGGGAUGAGGAUGAGAAGUAAAGGUGGCUGUCAGGCAAGAGCCACACCACGCAGGAUGGGGAGGGGGUCCUGGGGGAUGCCUGGGUGGUGUCUGAAGGGGAAGAGUCACAGGAGCUGCUGCUCAGCAGGAAGACCCUGAGCUCUGCUAAGGGAAGGUCUUAGGAUUAGUUCUUCCUCGUUCUCCACACAGCCCAGCAUGGGCUCAGCAUGGAGGUUUCCAGCUGGACAACCUAUACAAUCUUCUUAGCAUCAUCUAGAACCACUCUACUUUAACCUUGCUAAGGAAAGGUGCAGAGCACCUCAGAGAGUCUUGCACUGAGUGAGGUGACUUCUGCUUUGGUCUGUACACCCACUCCCUUCAAGUAAACCACUUGUGGACGUGGCUGUUCCCUCAACCUGCUACUUCUGGCUCUGUAAGGGCCCCGCACAUUGCCUCCUAACACCCAACCUCUGCCAGAAUAAAUUUGUUUCCAAUAGAGGCAGCAAAGUGCUUCUGAAAUAGUAGAGUUAAAAGACAAAUUCCAGCCUUCUCAGUUCAUCCACUAAGACUUGAUGUUGCAAUGAAUCAACUCAUUCCAAUUGCAGGACCAUGGCCCAGUGAUAAAGCCUCAUUUUGGGCCAGAUGUAAACGAUGAUCUAGUGUGAACCUUAACUUCUCAUUAAAAGGUCAGUUUUGUUAAGGAGAACUCUAUCUAAGGCCUAAUGUGUUCCUGGCUGUACUUUCUCAUCAUUGGUUUGACUUCAUUGUUUUCCAGAAAUUACCUUAACCAAUGGGAACUGCAACAAGGAAAAACAUCCUGUAUGAAAAAAAAAAGAGGAUCUGCUUUUGCAUUGACUCUAAAUUUGGCAGAUAAGAAAUGUCUCCUGAAGCUUCUCUUUAUAAAGGGUACUAUUAUGGAAUGGCUUUCCCAUUUCUGACCAGUUAACAAUUCAUAGACCUCAAGUAACAGUUUGAUGUACCUACCAAACACAUAGUAUACCGAUAGGGGGUGCUACUUGCACAUAUCUGUUCUAUGUAUGCUCCAAAUAUGCUACCCCAGGGUGUGUAUCAUAUGCAAUAUGAAUAUGUGGUGGUAGCAUUUUCCAAUAUACCCCUCUCCUGCUCUCUGCCCUAAUACCCUGCUGAAAUCCUCUAUCUAAAGAACCAUUUGGUUCCUUUGUGACUUGGGCACUUUGUCAAAAGCUCAUGCCAGCUUCCCAUAGAAAUGUUUUGUCCCAACCAGGAAAUUACUGUUGUUCUUAUGGCCUCCCAUAAUAUUUUUGGGUGAAGAAAGGCUCUGAAGAGUUUUGCUGAGUGCUGUGGGCUUAGUGCUUUGAACAGUCUAGGUAAUGUUGUAGUUAUCCCUGGAACUUAGGUUUGCCAAAUGGGAUGAAAACUUUUAGAAUCCUGCAGAACUGUCUGAAGUUACUGCUCCCUAAUCACAUGUUGGAAAUGAGCAGGUAAAGUCAAGGUUUAGAACCCAACUCUUGGGCAGAUGCAAAUAUUGCCUGGUUAUCCUGGUAAAGUCAGACAGAGCUGGGACCUGAUUGAGCAGAAGCCCCAACCAGCAACUUGUGGGCAGAUCCUAUCACCUCUUGUGACAGAAAAACCUCUUUUCAGAGGCUUUGGGAAACAGCUUUCUGGGGGGAACCAAUGAAGGAAGGUGGCAUGUCUUUCCCUUUUGUAUUGGGGUCUAACUACCUCCCUACCCACCUGGAGACACAUGAUGUUUAUUAGAAAGUAAAACUAUGAGGCUAAGCUGGCUUGGGACCUCCUUGUUCGUGUCUCCAGAAUUCUGAAAAGCACUUGUACAGGACAGAGGGCUAGUAGGAAGAUGGCCUGUGAGAAAGAAAAUUCCUCUUUCAGUCAGGGUCCUCCCUUUUCACAUCAUUCUACAGAGAGAGAGAGGCAAGGGGUGCAUUCUUCCAGCAUGCUCCAUUCUUCCAUACUGCCUUCCACUGAGCACCCAGGACAAACAGGGCAUGCAUCCCUGCCACAUCUGUUGAUUGACGCUUGUAGCAGUGAAAGAACACAAUAACAACCCUGGAAAGGGAAGAGAAAAGGGGAGAAGAGGCUCCUGGAGAGAGGGAAGAAGGAUAAAGAAAAUCUGCUCUAUUAAGCCAUUUCAAGACCUCAUUUUGUAGGUGAAACUUUCUUGGGGAAGCCAUUUAAUGCUCUGGUUCUAUGGCCCAGGGAAGAUAGAUCCACUUUGACCAGAGUCCUGCUCUAAAGUAAACUCUGGGAUUGAUGUAUCAGGCUGACUAUAAAUUUGCAGGCCUUACACACGAUACUGACAAGUGCCAUGUAUGUGACUCAUCAGAUAGUGCCACCAUAACUGCCAAUUAUGGGAAAUGACCAAUGCCUGGGUUGUUCCAGGGAUGGGCCAAAAUAACCCUUUAGUGGGUCCUAAAUCUCUUCUCCAUAACCUUCAAAACUUUCCCACCUUCUUGAGGACCCAAGUCUCUUGAGAAGGAACAGGGAGGAUUCUGUAACCCAGCCUUUGAUACUUCUUGGACAUCUUUCAAUCUCUCCCAGCCCCUGUUGCCUACCUUCCCUGCACCCAGGAGGAGCUGGGAUUGAGCUUUGGGCUAUCCAGUCAACUGUCAUGGCCAAGAGCAAGUUAAGCCUGAAAUAGGAAAUAGGGAAUGUGUGCUGUAAUCUUGGAGAGGUAAGCAGAAGCGACAGAAAGCAAGAGAAGAGAUGCCUUUUGCUCUAGAAAUAGAAGGAGAAAUAGAAGGAGAGAGUGAGGAGGGCUAGUGGGCAGCACCUUAGGAUUGUGGAGUGGGCAGGAAGUGAAGAUGGGAGAAAUAGGGCAGAAUGGGCGGGGAGUGGGAGGGUACAUUUGUUUUCUAGUACCUAUCAAGGGUUAACUUAGCCUCUACCAGGUGAAGGAGAAGUUUCAUUACAGUACAUACUUCCAAGGUUAGUGGAUACCCACACAGCAGGUGGAGUCCUUGCCUCUCCCUUCAGCACUUCCACAUCCUCCUGACGGGGACCCUGAAAUUAAGUGCUGAGUUCCUCCUCCAAGAUAAGCAACUGAGGGUGGGAUUGUAAUACACAGUCACACUGAAUGGCCUGUUUCUGGCAAGCAAGCUCCUGGGUGCCAGGUCCUUACAAAGACAAAGGCAAGGCAGCCUCACAAGGAGCAAGACACAGACAUUGUGGAAGAGCCACUGCUGUGGGAUUUGUCUUGCUCCAUGUCUUAGGCUACUAGAUGCUGAUUCUGUCCUUUGAGGAAGGAACAGGAAGAGCACAGAUUUAUUUUCUCUCUAUCUUCAGAACUUAUUUUAGCACCCAGCCAUACCCCAGGGAGAGACGUGACAUGACGUCACUGGCUCGGCUGAAUCAGAUGAGCCACUAUCUAGCAGAGAUGCACUGGUGUCACAGGCAUCCAUUCAGCACUAGUCCAGGCCAUCUGAGUUUAAAAAAAGAAAUAGCUCAUGAGACAUACACAACUUCUCUUCCUCUUGUGACUCCUUUCUAGUUUCUGUAUGUGUGUGUGUGUGUGUGUUUGUGUGUGUGUGUGUGUGUGUGUGUGUCACUGCAAUGUGUCCGGGGACAAAGCCAUAAGAAAAGCAUACAUACUUAAGACUCUGCUGUACAUAGAAGACAAGAAGAUGACUUGUCUGGGUUGAAGCACGACCUUAUGCCCAAGCAUUUGAUUUGCUCUGGUGCUGAAUAAUGUGAAUUACUGGAAUCAGCUCCUCUUCUGGUACCCCCCUCUCCUUCCCCCUGCUCUCAAAUGGAACACAGCAAUCCUGACUCAUUUAUAAAUAAAGGGAUGCAGAAUUGC
Heterocephalus glaber (naked mole-rat) is the source of this 5192-nucleotide messenger RNA. RefSeq names its product phosphate cytidylyltransferase 1B, choline (gene Pcyt1b). NCBI's taxonomy places the organism in Eukaryota, Metazoa, Chordata, Mammalia, Rodentia, Bathyergidae. Gene Ontology annotation, molecular function: phosphatidylcholine binding; choline-phosphate cytidylyltransferase activity. The record is from RefSeq and is a predicted model, not a curated record. Gene Ontology annotation, biological process: CDP-choline pathway.